GAAAUGGAAAAGAUGGAGGAGUUAAUACGAAGAAUAUGUAAAAGAUAAAAGAGUUUUACAACAGGAUGCAUAUUUUUGGGAAAUUAUAGCUGAGUAAGGUCUCAAAAUUCUGAGUAGUGCCAACAGGUGUCUAAAAGGUUUCUUCUAUAAGGACAGUAUAGGAUGGAUAAAUAUGAAUUAAUUAAACUGAUUGGCGAAGGAGCUUUUGGAAAAGCAUUUCUUGUAAAAACAAAGGCUGAUAACAAGCAAUGUGUUAUCAAAGAGAUCAACUUACGAAAGAUGCCUUUGAAAGAGAAAGAAGCUUCUCAGAAGGAAGUUAUUCUCCUUUCUAAGAUGAAGCAUCCAAAUGUUGUAGCCUUUUAUGACUCAUUUGAAGAAAAAUGCAAACUCUAUAUUGUAAUGGAGUACUGUGAUGGUGGGGAUUUGAUGCGAAGAAUAAACAUGCAACGAGGAAUCCUCUUUGAAGAGAAUCAGAUUCUGGAUUGGUUUGUGCAGAUUUGUCUAGGUCUCAAGCACAUUCAUGACAGAAAGGUCUUGCAUCGAGAUAUCAAAACACAGAACAUAUUUCUUUCAAGUAAUGGGACAAAAGCAAAACUUGGAGAUUUUGGCAUAGCCAGAAUGCUAAACAAAGACAUGUGGUCGCUUGGCUGUGUUCUGUACGAACUGUGCACUUUGAAGCACCCAUUUGAGGCAAAUAAUUUACGACAAUUAGUGCAGAAGAUAUGUCGAGGCCACUUUGCAGCACUAGGAGUGAAAUAUUCUUAUGACUUAAAGAUACUGAUCGCACAACUAUUUAAGAUAAAUUCUCGGGACCGCCCAUCAAUUAAUUCAAUCUUAAAGAAACCAUUCCUUGAAAAAAGGAUAGCAAAGUAUCUGAGUCCAGAAAUGAUGAAAGAAGAAUUUAGCCAUACUGUUCUACAUAGAAAGAAACCAUUAAUUCUGAAGCCCGCUGGCCGCCAUGCUGUCAUACAGACACCUGGUUCUGCAAAAGCAGCUGAUAAGUUACAAAAACCUAAAAUGCCAGAAAAGGUUGCACAACAACCCAAUUAUGUCCCUGUUAUGAAGAAACCACUGCCAGUUAAAAAUGAAUGGAAGCCACCAGCAAAGCUUUACCAGCCAGAGGUCAAGAAGCCCCCUGCUGUUAUGGAGAGGCCUGCACUUUACAGAUUACCAGGACAGUAUGGACACUACUAUGCUCAACUGGAACAAAUCCAUAAAAGAUCAAAUGAAGACUACCGCCAGCAUGUCUUUCACAUAGACCAAAAAGUUGAACAAUACUACAUGGACAAAGGAGAGUACAUUCCAUACCAGAGGCAUGCUGGUAUCCAAGACGAGUACCUACAAAGGAAGCUGGAAGCACAGCAGUAUAAACUCAAAGCUGAAAAACAGUUGGGACUACGCCCAUCCACAGGAGAUCCUUACUUUCAGCGACGCCAGAGGCAAGAGGCACAGCUGGAGCACAAGGUGGAGCAAGUCAAACAGCAGGUUAAGAAGAAUGAAAUUAAGGAAGAGGCAUACUGGAAGCAGCUUCAGGACAUCCGUCAGCAGUAUCAGGAUGAAGUGAAAGAGCUGCGAUUUAAGGCAGGCGCAAAAGAGGUUCCUCCUAAAGGAGAUGGUACUUAUUUGGUGAAACAAGGGAAAGAAAGUGAACCACCUUGCCAGAAUGAAGAUGUAAAAUUGAAAUCAAGACCAGAACAGGAAGUUGAAAAAGAUCUUAAACAAGCCAUGGUCCAAAACAGACUGGAAUUGAAAGCGCUCCAGCAAAAGUACAAGGCAAAGGGUGGAGUCAAGUUUGAGGUACUCUUAAAUGAGAAAAUUCCACAGGAAGACUUCAAGGAGAAAGAAGAGGCAGAAGAGGAGCUUGAUCUGCUAAACCAGACUUUAACAUUUGAUGCUGGAAACCAACUCAAACUUAUGAACUGGCACAACAUGGAAAAGCCUGUUGAAAAACCACUGGAAGAAAAUUUACCUGAAGGGAAAGAAAACAGAAAACUCUGGAACCCAGGGCCAUCAGAAACUCUAUUGAAAAUACUGGCAAAUGCAGAUGUCUCAUCUCUUUGUCCUACACUGGCAGAAGAUGAACUCGCCAGCCAAGCUGCCCUACCGAAUUCUGAAGCAGCAAUGAUCAGAAGGCAGUGGAACCAAGUGGCACCAAAUACUCUAAUGAAUGCUUUAAUAGAAGCAGAGUUAAUCUCUUCCUCUGUUCUUCUCUCUGCAGAUAAACCUGAAGGAACUCUUCAGCCAUGCAAAAUGAAAGAUAAAACAGAAGAUGCUCUGGAUGAUGAUGAUGAUGUAGAUGAAGACCGCAUGGAACCUAGGUCUGAUGAUGAAGACACGAACUUUGAAGAAUCUGAAGAUGAAUUAAUGGAUGAUUUAGUAGUGUCCCUUCAGAAUAUUGUAACUUUUAUAGAAGAAGAAAAUAAAGAAAAAGAAGAGACAUUAGAAGUAAAUUCAUCAAAUGAAGAUUGUGAAAAAGUGGAGGAGCAAAGUGAAGACUCUUCAGUGUCCCAGACACAGAAUAGUUACGGAGAUGGACACCAUGCACUACCAGUUCCACCAGAAAACUCAAAUGACAAAAAAGACGCAUUUUCUGUCAGUCCAUCUGUUCUUUGUCCUACAGAAUAAAAUCAAAUUUUUGAACAGA
This is a messenger RNA of Protopterus annectens (West African lungfish), 2644 nucleotides long. Its product is annotated as serine/threonine-protein kinase Nek5-like. Bases 163 to 2625 code for a protein of 820 amino acids. The record is from RefSeq and is a predicted model, not a curated record. Gene Ontology annotation, molecular function: ATP binding; protein kinase activity. Gene Ontology annotation, biological process: protein phosphorylation. The transcript is spliced from 22 exons. Lineage: Eukaryota; Metazoa; Chordata; Ceratodontiformes; Protopteridae.